Messenger RNA from Arachis ipaensis, 753 nucleotides. The record is from RefSeq and is a predicted model, not a curated record. Lineage: Eukaryota; Viridiplantae; Streptophyta; Magnoliopsida; Fabales; Fabaceae.
AUGUUAGAGACUACAUGGUUAUAUCGAAAUGUGUUUCAUCGAUUAAGAGAAAAGGAUCCUAAUUACAAAAGUUUGCCAAGCAAUGAGGAGUGGGACCUUGCUAAAGAAAUUUGUGGUAAAUUAAAGUUGUUUUAUGAUGUGACACAAUUAUUUUCUGGUACUCAAGUUCCAACAGCCAACAUUUAUUUUAACAAAGUAUGUGAUAUAAAUGUUGCCUUGAAAAAUUGGUCUGCUUCUCCAAAUCCAUUAAUUAGUAAUAUGGCAUGUAGUAUGAGGGUAAAAUUUGAUAAGUAUUGGGAAGAAAUUCAUGGCAUGAUGGGUGUUGCUGUCAUUCUAGAUCCUAGGUAUAAGCUUGCUAGGCUUGAGUAUAAAUUCUCAAUGUUAUGUCAAAAUCAAGAUGAGUGCUUAAGUAAGAUUGAGAGGAUCAAACAGAUAUGCUAUGACUUGCUUCAUGAGUACCAACAGAAUCUGUCUAAUUCAAGUAACGCAUUUGAGGAUUCUACACAAAAGCUACAGAUGAAUGCAGAGCAAGAUGAUGAUGCUGCUUACCAGUUCACAAGUGGUCGAGUAAUUGCUCCUCAUCGUGGUAGUCUUCAUGAAGAUACUGUGGAAGCUCUUAUGUGUAAUCAAAACUGGUUGUGGGCAGCAUAUCGUCAAAGAGGUGGAAAACCUGAUUAUCAAACUGCAAAUGAUGAUGAUGAUGAUGUAUCUGAACUCAGACUAGUGAUGGUAGGGUCGGAUACCCGCAGUUGA